AUGGACGAACAGGUGUUCAAGGGGGACCCGGACACCCCUCAUUCCAUCUCCUUCUCGGGCAGCGGAUUCCUCUCCUACUACCAGGCUGGGGCCGUGGAUGCCCUGAGAGACCUGGCCCCCCGGAUGCUGGAAACGGCCCAUCGCUUUGCAGGGACGUCAGCAGGUGCCGUGAUUGCAGCCCUGGCCGUCUGCGGGAUUGAGAUGGACGAGUACCUCCGAGUCCUCAACGUGGGCGUGGCCGAGGUGAAGAAAUCCUUCCUGGGGCCCUUGUCCCCGUCCUGCAAGAUGGUGCAGAUGAUGAGGCAGUUUCUGUACCAGGUCCUGCCCGAGGACUCCUACAAGGUGGCCACGGGGAAGCUCCACGUGAGCCUCACCCGCUUCACCGACGGCGAGAGUGUCGUGGUCUCAGAGUACACGUCCAAGGAGGAGCUCAUCGAGGCCCUCUACUGCAGCUGCUUCGUCCCCGUCUACUGUGGCCUCAUCCCCCCAACAUACCGUGGCGUGAGGUACAUCGAUGGGGGGUUCACAGGCAUGCAGCCCUGUGCCUUCUGGACAGACUCCAUCACCAUCUCCACCUUCAGCGGGCAGCAGGACAUCUGUCCCCGGGACUGCCCCGCCAUCUUCCACGACUUCCGCAUGUUCAACUACUCCUUCCAGUUCUCCCUGGAGAAUAUCGCCAGGAUGACUCAUGCCCUGUUCCCCCCGGACCUGGUGAUGCUGCACGACUACUACUACCGAGGGUACGAGGAUGCGGUUCUGUACUUAAGGCGGCUGAAUGCCGCUUACCUUAACUCUCCCUCCAAGAGAGUGAUUUUCCCCCGGGUGGAAGUAUAUUGCCAGAUAGAACUUGCCCUUGGCAAUGAGUGCCCCGAACACAGUCAACCAAGCCUCCCGGCACAGCGGGCCAGUCUGAAAGAAUCCACACCACCUCACACGGAGUGGGCUCCCAAAGAGGAUGGGAAAGGUGGCCGUGGUCCACCUGUGUCCCCACCCAGGCAGAUGCCUGAAUCCACAUGUGAGCAGCCCAUGGAGUCUCCUGUUUCACCACUUGUCUCUUCGUUUGAGCAGUCACUUGCAUCGCCAUCGGCCUCAUCUCUGCCACAUUCUCCAGAUGACAUGCCACCUGUAUCACCCCCAGCUGUGCACACACCACCCAGCCCCACACUGGGCUCAUCACUGCCUAUCACGCCACCUGGGCUGUCACCUGUGUCACCUCAGCUGCAGGAACAGACCUCUGGAUUGCUUCCCAGAUCCCCGCCUUCCCAGGCAUCGACAUCGCCCAGGCCAUUCCUGGGGUCUUUGACUGUGGGAACACCUCAAACAACGCCCCGAGGUUCUUCUUCACCCUCACCUGCACAGUCACCUGUGGAAAAACUGAGCCCAGAACAGCCCCAAGCGCCCUCCGCCUCCUCAGAUCCAGAAAGCACCACGACUCUGGUUCACGGGAAGGAUGCCAUCAGCAGGACGGCCGUAAUGGAGAACCCUGCUGAAAACUCAAACUGGAUAAAUAAGAUCUUUAAGAAGAACAGACAAAAGACAAGUGUCAAUAGAAAAGGCUUCCCAAGACAACCGAGACCUAAGAAGCCAAGCAACAAAGUGCAGUGA
Carlito syrichta (Philippine tarsier) is the source of this 1605-nucleotide messenger RNA. RefSeq names its product patatin like phospholipase domain containing 1 (gene PNPLA1). The coding region runs from base 1 to 1605 and encodes 534 amino acids. NCBI's taxonomy places the organism in Eukaryota, Metazoa, Chordata, Mammalia, Primates, Tarsiidae. Gene Ontology annotation, biological process: lipid homeostasis; triglyceride catabolic process. The transcript has 8 exons. Gene Ontology annotation, molecular function: triacylglycerol lipase activity. Gene Ontology annotation, cellular component: lipid droplet; cytoplasm; membrane. The record is from RefSeq and is a predicted model, not a curated record.